Molecule: messenger RNA, 2846 nt
Organism: Tympanuchus pallidicinctus (lesser prairie-chicken)
Lineage: Eukaryota; Metazoa; Chordata; Aves; Galliformes; Phasianidae
Gene: NECTIN3
Product: nectin cell adhesion molecule 3
Exons: 9
Coding region: 141-1688 (515 amino acids)
Biological process (GO): symbiont entry into host cell; homophilic cell-cell adhesion; heterophilic cell-cell adhesion
Cellular component (GO): apical junction complex; adherens junction
Source: RefSeq, a predicted model, not a curated record
CCCCCUGUCCCCGCGGCGGGGUGGUGCGGCCCGCUCCGGAGGGCGGGGGGCGGCGCAGCGCUCGCUGCUCGCCGCUAAACGCGCCCGGCGCGGGGAGGCGGUGGCCGGACCUGGAGCGACUCAGCAGCCGAGCCUGGAGUAUGGCAGGGAUCGGAGCCGCUUCUCGCGUCUCGCCGGCUCCUCUCGGUCCUGGGGAACUUUUUCCAGCGGCCGGUGCCUCCCCGCGGUGGUGGCGGUGGCAGCGGAGACGGCGCCGGGCGGGUUCGGCGCUGCCCCCGGGGUUGGGGCUGCUGGGACUGGUGUUCUCCCGCUUCUGCUGCAGUGCCUUAGCUGGACCAGUUGUUGAUCCACAUGUGACAGCAGUUUGGGGGAAGAAGGUUGCACUGAAAUGCAUAAUUGAUAUAAAUGAAACAAUAACACAAGUUUCCUGGGAGAAGAUCCAUGGUAAAAUCUCAGAGACUAUUGCUGUUCAUCAUCCUGAAUAUGGAAUUUCUAUUCAAGAAAAAUACCAAGGAAGAGUGUCAUUUAAAAACUACUCACUUACUGAUGCAACAAUCAUCCUAAAAAAUGUAAGCUUUUCUGAUGCAGGAGAAUAUAUCUGUAAGGCAGUUACAUUCCCUCUUGGAAAUUCACAGUCGUCAAUAACUGUAACAGUAUUAGUUGAACCUUUUGUCAGCUUAACAAAAGGACCAAACCCUCUGAUUGAUGGUGCAAAUCAAACAAUAGCAGCCAUUUGUACAGCAGCCACUGGAAAACCUGCUGCGGAGAUUGACUGGGAAGGAGGUCUUGGUGAAAUGGAAUCCAGCUCCACCUUGUUUCCAAAUGAAACAGUGACAGUCAUAAGUCAGUAUAAUAUUGUCCCUACACGAUUUGCAAGAGGAAGACGAAUAACUUGUAUUGUGAGGCACCCAGCUUUGGAAAAGGAGAUAAGAUUCUCUCAUGUGUUGGAUAUACAGUAUGCCCCAGAAGUUUCAGUAACUGGAUAUGAUGGAAACUGGUUCAUUGGAAGAGAAAAUGUUCAGCUCAGAUGUAACGCUGAUGCAAAUCCAUUACCUAUGGAAUUCAUGUGGACCAGGCUGGAUGGACAGUGGCCUGAAGGACUGCUGUCUGUCAACAAUACUCUGCAGUUCAACAGCCCAUUGACUUACAACUACACUGGGACUUAUAUCUGUAAGGUGACUAAUUCCCUUGGUCAGAGAAGUGAUCAGAAGACUAUCUACAUAUUAGAUAUGCCAUUUAAGCAGACAUCUUCUGUUGCUGUAGCAGGGGCUGUGAUUGGAGCAGUCCUUGCUCUUUUUAUCAUUACCAUCUUUGUGACAGUGCUGCUGACCCCAAGGAAGAAAAGGCCAUCCUAUCUUGACAAAGUGAUUGAUCUUCCGCCCACUCACAAACCAUCUUCACAUGAGGAGAGAGCAUUCUCUCUACCACAGAAAGAAACUAUGAUUCAGAAAGAACAUCUUGCUUUGCAAAGUCAGUAUGGAGAGAAAGAUACUGGAAACUUGCAGCACAUGAAAGCUGUGAAUGAAAGGCAACUUAUCUGCGAGGCUGAAGAGCUACAGGAACAACAGUGUCUUCAGCAUAUGUACCCUGUUUAUCAGCAGACAUACUACAAAAAUUGGAACAGCGGGCACCCUCAAAACUCCGGAUCUGGGAGAGUCUACAUCAAUCCAAGGGAGCACUAUGUAUGAUUAUGUAUCCUUCAAGGUGUGACGUUUUGCAUACUUACUGGCCAUAGGACCAAUAAGUCUUGUUGGCUUCCAUUUCUAAAACAAUUUUUUUUUUUCCUGUGGGAAGAAAUUGCAUGGCAGUUUUGUAUAAGUAAACCUUAUGGAAUUUGUGACUUAAACUUUCUUCUAGCAUUUUGUAUGUAUUUUAGUAGUUACAGCACAAUGUCAACCUGUCGAAAGAGGAGAAAGCUGUCUGGCUUUAUUAUUUAUCCUUUAUAGGCUUCAGAAGUAUAAUUUACAGUUCAGUUAGUUGACAGACAACAAAAUGUGCUGCCCUUGUUAUGUAUGAUUCCAUAGGGAAUGUUUUCCCUUUAAAUGGAUAUUUUGAAAUUACUAACUUUUACAUAAGUAAGGUAAAUACUGUCAAGGGAAUCGGAUCCAUGGUGACAUGAGUAAUCUCAGGCUGUGAAUCAAUUCCUUUGCAUCUUAGAAAACUUGAGAUAAUUAUCAUUUUGACUAGCCUUAGCAACUGGUUUUUCCACUGCCUCUACCUCUCUGAGUCAAAUGAGCAACUAAACUACCUCUCAAGUACUAAAUUACUGUUUUAUAAAUUGUUAGGUGUCUUCUCACCUUGUAAAAAAUAGAUGCGAUUUCUUUACAUCAUCAGAAGGUUUUCUCCUUUUUAUUUGGAUCUUGGCCGUGAAUCAAGUAGGUCUAUAUGAAAUUUAUUUGCUAGACGAAGAUUAGGAGAUAAAACUAUCUGAAAGUGUCUUACGUUUGAGUGUAUCUUAACUACAAAUUACUGUUUAGCCUUCUUCCUCAGUGAAGUGUUGUGGAGUUUCUUCUUGCUUGGCAGUUAAUACAUUUUAUGCUCUUUGCGGUAAAACUACUGCCAUGAGGCAUUCUCAUGUCUUAGCAAGAUAAGUAGAGCUUUAGUAGUCUUCAAGUUUCCAGCACCAUUUUCUAAUCUCAGCCAGUACUAUGAAAUAACUGCUGAACGUCCCGAUGCCUCCAGUGCUAACAUUACUUCAGAUAAAUUUUUAUCAUUGUGGGUAAUGGUUGAAAAAACUUGCUCAGGAUCUUCUUAAAAAGGAGGGAAAAAAAAAAAAAAAAAAAAACUUUCAGAGUAAAAUAAAUAUUCUGCAAGUAACAAAGUGUAUAUUUUUAUUAAUGCCAAAA